Molecule: messenger RNA, 2280 nt
Organism: Akanthomyces muscarius
Lineage: Eukaryota; Fungi; Ascomycota; Sordariomycetes; Hypocreales; Cordycipitaceae
Exons: 2
Coding region: 1-2280 (759 amino acids)
Biological process (GO): DNA replication initiation; DNA replication
Cellular component (GO): nucleus; replication fork protection complex
Molecular function (GO): DNA replication origin binding; single-stranded DNA binding
Source: RefSeq, a predicted model, not a curated record
AUGGCUCCAGGCGGCAAAGAACCGGGACAGCAAUGGCCUCCGCGAUCCCCACACGAAGCGCUUCUUAGCACCCCCAAAGGCCGGGAACGAUACCGCGAAAUGCUACAAACCUCUCCGACCCCUUCGCCCUCUCGUGGCAGUCGCCUCUAUUCGAGCCCUUCAAGUUCUGCCGGUAUUGGACUGGGAAUUCGAGGCGCUAGCGACGACGAAGACGAAGAUGACGAGGAGACUCUGCAGCUUAAGCUACAGGAAAUACAAGCAAAGCUGCGACUCAAGAAACUGCAAAAUGCAAGAGGAAAAACAGAUGCCGGGAGUAGUAGCGGCGGGAGAACUGCGCUAUCAGCCUCGCCUUCCAUCUUGGACCGCCGACAAAUACCCAAGAGCCCGGCACGCAAUCAAAACGCCAUCCAGGUCCCCGCAUCGCCAGUCCGAAAGCUUCAAGCCCCGCAACUACAGACAUCGCCUAGUCGGGUGCUCUUGGGUAUUGACAAGGGCUUGACGGCCAAAGACAUUUCCCUGAAGCGGGCUCCAAGCCAUAAACGUCUGCACAGUGCAGUGGGUUCGCGAUCAGGUGUUGGCUCGCUCGCAACCUCGUCGUCAGAAGCUCCGCAAGCAAGCAGUUUCAAUGAGCGCCUCACAGGGCUACGAACGGAGGAGGCAUUCCGCAAGGAGCGCCAAGCGAGGAUCCGAAGCGUCCGGUCCAAUGCCUUUGGGAUUGGAAGGGACGAGAUGGAUGUUUACAAAAAGGAUGCUGUAGAGAUCCCAGAUGUCCCGUUGGCACCACCUACGUUUUCCAGAGACCAAGUUCUAGGGACCAAGAAAUCGACAGGUGAAUUUUUGACAAGAAGCCGCACAGCGCCCUCUGGCAAACUUACAUACGGCGCUACCGACGAACAGGUGAAUAAUGCCAGCGCAACCUCUUCCCUAGCUCCUACGUCCGAAGAGGAGCAGCCGUCGUAUGAGCUGUACUCUAACUUUCACCUCUCUCGGCGAAUUCUCCCACACAACGUCCUCACUCGUGGCGUUUCUGGCAAGAAAGCAUACAACAUCAAAGACUUGUUGCGUGCUGUCAAAGCACCUGACUUUAGUCUGCCCGAUAUCGAACAAGAUGUUGUCGUGUUUGGUAUUCUGGCGAAGAAAUCGGAGCCUCGCUCACAUAAGCCAGGAACAGGCAAGAAUAAGGACGAGGACAGAGGCAAAUAUAUGAUCAUGACCCUAGUGGACCUUGGUUUUGAGGUUGAUCUAUUUCUAUUCAACAGCGGUUUUGAACGAUUCUGGAAACUAAGCGAAGGCACUGUUAUUGCCAUCCUGAACCCGAACAUUAUGCCACCUCCGCCGGGCAGGCACGAUACGGGGCGUUUUAGUCUUGUCAUUAAUUCCGAUGAGGACACCAUUUUGGAAAUUGGAAUUGCUCGUGAUUUGGGAUUCUGCAAAUCUGUCAAGAAAGACGGCAACCCCUGUGGUUCGUGGGUCAACAAAAAGCGAACAGAAUUUUGCGAGUAUCACUCAAACGAAGCGGUCAAGAAGCAGAAGUCUUCACGAAUAGAGAUGAACACCAGUGGCUUCGGAGGCCACAACCGCGGUGGAAGAUCGGGACACGGAGGUGGCCGAUGGCAGCCAAGGAAAGACGCCAACAAUAAUUUUGAUCGCGAGACACAGACGCAUUGGUUUGCGGCGCGCUCAAUGAGUUCAGCGGACUUGAUUGAUGGGAAAGACAUUAGUCUCGGAGACCGGAAAGAACGCGCUGAAUUUUUGAAGCGGAACCUGGAGGCGAAAGAAAAGGAGAGAGAAAUCAUGAACAAGCUGGGGCAAGUAGGAAGCGCUGCCGGACGAGAAUACAUGAAAUUUGCAGGAGCCAAGGCUACGACAAACUCCCAGGCAGGUGGAAGCCAAGCCUCAGGAGCCGGGCCUAGCGCAGCAGACUCUGCGUCAGAUGCAUCUACGCUGGAUCUGUUGCGAGGGGGAGCUGAUCGACAGAUUCAUUUGAGCCCAGUGAAGCGGAAACGCAUGGGCAGCUCGCAGUCCAGCGUCGUGACCACUGGUAGCAACAGGUCAUCGGCGGCAUAUGGCUGGGGCAGUGACCUGAGGGAGAAGCUGACGAGCAUGAAGACAGCUGGUUCCGGGGAGCCGAAAAAGUCGCGCUCGCCAGUCCGUAAGAAGACGCGCUUUGUCACGGAAAAGGGCGUUCGUGAGGCUGGGAGAGAGAGCCUGGGUAUGGAUCUAUCUACCAGACAGAUUGCCAUGGAGGAUGACGAUGAUGAGUUGGAGAUUAUCCACUGA